Messenger RNA from Protopterus annectens (West African lungfish), 888 nucleotides. Its product is annotated as extensin-1-like. NCBI's taxonomy places the organism in Eukaryota, Metazoa, Chordata, Ceratodontiformes, Protopteridae. The transcript has a single exon. The coding region runs from base 1 to 888 and encodes 295 amino acids. The record is from RefSeq and is a predicted model, not a curated record.
AUGACAGUCCACUACCACCAGUCACCAUCUGUGCCAUCUAUGAGAGUCCAGGACCACCAGUCAACAUCUGUGCCAUGUAUAAGAGUCCAGUAUCACCAGUCACCAUCUGUGCCAUCUAUGAGAGUCCAGUACCACCAUUCACCAUCUGUGCCAUCUAUGAUAGUCCAGUACCACCACUCACCAUCUGUGCCAUCUACGAGAGUCCAGUACCACCAGUCACCAUCUGUGCCAUCUAUGAGAGUCCAGUACCACCAGUCACCAUCUAUGCCAUCUAUGAGAGUUCAGUACCACCAGUCUCCAUCUGUGCCAUCUAUGAGAGUCCAGUACCACCAUUCACCAUCUGUGCCAUCUAUGAGAGCCCAGUACCACCAUUCACCAUCUGUGCCAUCUAUGAGUCCAGUACCACCAGUCACCAUCUAUGCCAUCUAUGAGAGUUCAAUACCACCAGUCACCAUAUGUGCCAUCUGUGAGACUCCAUUACCACCAGUCACCAUCUGUGCCAUCUAUGAGAGUCAAUUACCACCAGUCACCAUCUAUGCCAUUUAUAAGAGUCCAGUACCACCAGUCACCAUCUGUGCAAUCUAUGAAAGUCCAGUACCACCAGUCACCAUCUGUGCCAUCUAUGAGAGUCCAGUACCACCAGUCACCAUCUGUGCCAUCUAUGAGAGUCCAGUACCACCAGCCACCAUCUAUGCCAUCUAUGAGGGUCCAAUACCACCAGCCACCAUCUGUGCCAUCUAUGAGAGUCCAGUACUACCAUUCACCAUCUGUGCCAUCUAUGAGAGUCCAGUACCACCAGUCACCAUCUAUGACAGUCAAGUACCACUAGUCACUAUCUGUGCCAUCUAUCAGAGUACAGUACCACCAGUCAACAUCUGUGCCAUCUAA